This is a messenger RNA of Symbiodinium sp. CCMP2456, 345 nucleotides long. The record is from the annotation of a GenBank genome assembly. NCBI's taxonomy places the organism in Eukaryota, Dinophyceae, Suessiales, Symbiodiniaceae.
AUGCCGACAGUGAAGGUGGAGCCGAAGGUGUGGUUUUCCACUGAGCGAACCUUUAUUCACUGGGCCAAGCUGUCGACAGUCUUCGCGGCAACCGCUGCUGUCAUGAUGGCUUCCUCCAGGUCUGCUGCGACAGAUGUUUGCGGCCUUGUUGUUGGCUUCGCCUCUCUGGUGCUGCUCUUCCAUGCGUGCCUGAAGCAGUGGAAGAGGAAUCGAAUCUUCAAGUCCGGGGGCAAGCAAUAUGUCCGAGUGGAGGAAUUUGCCGAUCGCUUUGGUGCGAUACUUUUGGCCUGCUCCUUGACCACUGUUGUCUUCGGACUCGUCGCGAUCCCUGCUGUCGGCCUCUAA